AUGGCGGCUGUCAGACUAAGCGCGCUUCACCUGGCGCAGCCAGGCCUCGCGCCCGUCGCUAGGGCGGGGGACGCCAUCAAGGCCAGCGAAUGUGGCGGCAAGCAGGCAGCGCUGGGGUGGUGCGCCUCCGCGCAGCUGGGGCAGUCCCUGGGGGUCGCCGCCACAUCGAAGGGCGUCGCAUUGCCAUCCAAGCGCGCGGCUUCAGCGACCGUCGUUCGCGCCAGCGUCGCGGCGGACGUGGAGCGGCCGUGGCGGGCGGCGGACGCGCGGCUGGCGCUGGAGGACGGGUCGGUGUGGAAGGGGUCGUCAUUCGGCGCGCGCGGCACGCAGGCAGCGGAGGUGGUGUUCAACACGUCGCUGACGGGGUACCAGGAGAUCAUCACCGACCCCAGCUACGCCGGGCAGAUCGUGCUCAUGACCUGCCCGCACAUCGGCAACACCGGCAUCAACGAAGAGGACGAGGAGUCGCGCACGUGCUUCACGUCGGGGCUCGUCGUGCGCAGCAUCAGCAACUGCGUGUCGAACUGGCGGUCGUCGCAGACUCUGCCGGACUACCUGCGGCAACACAACAUGAUGGGCAUCUCGGACAUCGACACGCGCGCCAUCACCAAGCGACUGCGCGACAAGGGCAGCCUGAACGGUGUGAUCUCAACGGACCGCAAGAAGUCGGACGAGGAGCUGGUGGAGAUGGCUCGCUCCUACAGCAUUGUUGGCAAGGAUCUGAUAACGGGGGUGACGUGUGAGCAGCCGUACGUGUGGGUGGACCCCACGGGCGAGUGGGAGUUCAGCAGCGACGCCAAGGAGGUCUCCAUGGCCAACGCAUUCCAUGUGGUGGCGUAUGACUUUGGCAUAAAGCACAACAUUCUGCGGCGCCUGGCAUCAUACGGCUGUCGCAUCACAGUGGUGCCCUCCACCUACCCGCCUGAGGACCUCGCCAAGCUCAACCCCGAUGGCGUCCUCUUCAGCAACGGGCCGGGCGACCCAUCAGCGGUGCCGUACGCGGUGGAGAGUGUGCGCGCGGUGGUGGGCACGGUGCCGGCGCUGGGCAUCUGCAUGGGGCACCAGCUGCUGGGGCAGGCGCUGGGCGGGCGCACCUUCAAGCUCAAGUUCGGCCACCAUGGCGGCAACCACCCCGUGCGCCACCUCGCCUCCGGCCGUGUCGAGAUCAGCGCGCAGAACCACAACUACGCGGUGGACCCGGAGAGUCUGCCGGAGGGCGUGCAGGUGACGCACAUCAACCUCAACGACGGCACGUGUGCGGGGCUGGCGUACCCUGCCCUCAACGUCAUCAGCAUCCAGUACCACCCCGAGUCCUCCCCUGGGCCCCACGACGCCGACCCAGGGGGGGGGGUGAGUGCGGAGCGAUCUGGAUGGGACGCUCCCGCUGCUAGCACGACUGCCACGCGCCCGGCCGCUCUCGCCCGCAGCACGAUCCGUUUCCGCGUGCGCGGCAUGUCGUGGCGCGGGCUGCGCGGGUGCUGGGGGUGGUACCAACAGCAGCUGUCGCGGCGGCCGCUCCGCACGCAGGUGGUCACGUCCACCGUGCUGUGGGGGUCGGGUGACGUCAUCGCGCAGCAGAUCGACCGACACAUGGCUGUCCGACACGCGGGCGAUGCACACGUGGCCGACGCACACGUGGCCGACGCACACGUGGCCGAUGCACACGUGGCAGCGCGAUUCAACGUGGGGUCGCGGCAGGCAGAUGGAGCUGCGUCGCCCAACCAUGCCCGGGACUGCGCGCGUGGGCCCGUGGCGGGUGGCCGUGAGUCGGGCGCGGGGGCGGUGGCAGCGCGGGCGGGCGAGCAGCUGAACUACCGGCGCGUGGUGACGACGGCGCUCUUUGGAGCGGGUUUCGUGGGCCCGCUGGGUCACUACUGGUACGAGGGGCUGGAGGGCUUUGUGAGGAACCGCCUGGGGCUGCGGCCGUCGACGAUGCGGUUUGUGGCGGCGAAGCUGUUUCUGGACACGUUUGCGUUCGGCCCGGUGCACCUGGCAGCCUUCUUCACGUACACGGGGCUCGUGGCCGGCCACUCACUGCACCAGAUCCGCACCGACCUCGCCCGCGACUUCCUCCCGGGGUUCCUCACAGAGGCCACAGUGUGGCCCGUCAUCCAGACUGUCAACUUCAAGCUUGUGCCCGUGCAGCACCAGUUGCUCUUUGUCAACUUCUUCUGCCUACUAGACAGCGCUUGGCUAUCGUGGCUCAAACACCAACAAGAUGCUCCUUGGAAGGCCUGGCUUGCGAAUACAUUGUUUGGUGGCUCAGAAUCCAAUUUCUAA
Messenger RNA from Closterium sp. Naga37s-1, 2280 nucleotides. The record is from the annotation of a GenBank genome assembly. Lineage: Eukaryota; Viridiplantae; Streptophyta; Zygnematophyceae; Desmidiales; Closteriaceae.